Molecule: messenger RNA, 1767 nt
Organism: Prorocentrum cordatum
Lineage: Eukaryota; Dinophyceae; Prorocentrales; Prorocentraceae
Source: the annotation of a GenBank genome assembly
AUGGACCAGGCCUCUUUCUUUCUGACCAAGUUCGUGGUGGACGGGCUCGCCGAAUUCAUUGCCCUGGGGGAGCAGGGUGUCGACAUUGUGAAUGCCUUCGUUGGUCUGGCAUCGCAGUUGCUACAGAUGCCUGACGAUGACGAGGUGUAUAUCGAGAAGGCGCCUGCAGUGGCAUUGAACUACUUGCAGCGCGUUUUGAAAGUUGUCAACUUCCUGGACGGCGUGCAGCCAUCCAGUUCGACGCCACCCAGCGUGUUCGCCGACAUCCAGUCCGUGGUGAACGGCCCGUUGAAGGGCAAUGCCGAUGGCGACCCUUUCGCGUUCGUCGGCAAGGCUCUCGAUCAGGAACCGUUCUGGAAGAAAAAACUCGGGAUCCUCGAGCGCACGGCGACGAUGUGCUCUCACCAUUUUCCUGAGAUGAACCGCGUCAUCUCUCUCAUCAAGAAGCUUUCCACUGACCCUUCUGCGGAUUACCUGGAGAAGUUUCACGACUACUUGCGGCAGGUGCAGUUCGUCUUGGAGGCCGUUGGCGCCGAAUUUGGCAAGGACCUGGAGGCCGCGACCCUGAACUCGUUGACCACUUCAGUCCAUGAGUUCCUAAAGCAAGCCAGCGACGGGACCAUCCUCCCAGCUAUUGGCGCUAAGCUGGCGGCCUCGUACAUCGAAGUCCUACACACGGCAGAGACGGUCAUGCCUUUUUCCUGUGAAGUUGGUCGGUGCACGGAGGAGGUCAAGAAGAAGAAAACGGAGCUGGAGACUUCGAAGAACAAGAGUUCUUUCCUGGAGGUGCUUGAUUCCGUCGCCAGCGGAACAUGCUCAGCUGAGGAUUUCAAGAAGAUCGGUGAGACCACGGAUUUGUCACUAGUGCAGGGCGACUCGGUGGUUCAGGCGAAGCUUUCGGACGCGCUGGAGUCGACCUUGAAAAAACUAGUAGAUGCGGAUGCGAUUCCAGCCUCUGACCUCGAGCUUCUAGAGAGCAUGCAGGACACGAUGAACUCCGCCAUCCGCUCCAGGGCGAACGUCGCGGUGAAGCACCUCCGCGCUGUCAUGAAUCUCAACGACGCUUUGGCUAUGGUCUUCGCAUUGGGCGAUGGCGAUAUCGCCAAGGUGGUUGGGCACGCGAAGAUUGACGACGAGCUCCAUAAGGCCUCCAGGGCGGUCAACCAGGUGAAGGCUUGCCCAUCGGCGACUGCAGGUGAUGCUACCUUGAUCGCGCUCACCGCCAAGUGCGCGGGCAUCGCCGAGAAGCAGAUCAGCGACUACCAGCAGGUAUGCGAGAAGUUCGUGGACUCCUUGCGGGAGGCGGCGCGCCAGGCUUUGGCCAAGUUCGGGUCGGGCCUGCUGGACAAGCUGAAGGCUGAUCAGUGGAUGAGCGAGAUCAACGCGUCCGUGGAUUGGGACGAGGCGAAGAAGAUCACCGCCACCGUUCUCGCCGACCUCAACGACGAGCAGAUCUUGGCGCACUGCAGUGCGUGCAAGAAGGCGUUCGAGGCCUACUCCGAGAAGUCCAAGGAGCUCAAGUUGGCGGUCGACGCUGAGCUGAAAGGCACCGUUGACGACGCGCUCCACUGGGUCCAGAACGUAACGUUCGCAUACAUGGUCGUGAAGGGGAAGCUCGACAAUGAGGGCAGCACCAACCCAGCAGUGGACACGCGCGAGGCCAUGGUGCAGCUCCAAGCCCGCAUGUCUGAGGCUGGGUUUGUGCCUGGCCGCCGUCUCCCGUCGGUGGUGCUGAGCUUCUACAGGGCUGGCUUGCGCAUGGCGUGA